Molecule: messenger RNA, 2581 nt
Organism: Chrysochloris asiatica (Cape golden mole)
Lineage: Eukaryota; Metazoa; Chordata; Mammalia; Afrosoricida; Chrysochloridae
Gene: GUCY1A1
Product: guanylate cyclase 1, soluble, alpha 3
Exons: 8
Coding region: 119-2191 (690 amino acids)
Biological process (GO): cGMP biosynthetic process; response to oxygen levels
Cellular component (GO): guanylate cyclase complex, soluble
Molecular function (GO): heme binding; guanylate cyclase activity
Source: RefSeq, a predicted model, not a curated record
CAUAGACAUCCCUGUCACCAGUGACUGUGAUUGGAUAGUGGUUUCUACCGGUGGAUCCCGUGUAAGAAGAAUAACUCAUCGGAGAAGCUCCGCAGCAGGGUGAGAGGCCAUCAGCACCAUGUUCUGUACGAAGCUGAAGGAUCUCAAGAUCACAGGGGAAUGUCCUUUCUCCUUAUUAACACCUGGUCAGCUUCCGAAAGACCCAGUGGAGGAGACAGCAGGAGGCUCAGAGAGCUGCAAAGCAACUGCACCCAUCUGUCAGGAUGUUCCUGAGAAGAAUGCACGAGGAAAUCUCCCUCAAAGAAAGACUAGUCGGAGCCGAGUCUAUCUUCACACUUUGGCAGACAGUAUUUGCAAACUGAUUUUCCCUGAGGUUGAACGGCUGAACGUUGCACUUCAGAGAACACUGACAAAACAUAAAAUAAAAGAAAGCAGGAAAUCUUUGGAGAGAGAAGAUUUUGAGAAGAUCAUUGCAGACCAAGCUGUUGCAUCAGGAAUUCCAGUGGAGAUCAUCAGAGAAUCUCUUGGUGAAGAGCUGUUUAAAAUAUGUUAUGAGGAAGAUGAACACAUCCUAGGAGUGGUUGGAGGAACCCUUAAAGAUUUUUUAAAUAGCUUCAGUACCCUUUUGAAACAAAACAGUCAUUGCCAUGAAGCAGAAAAAAGAGGCGGGUUUGAUGAUGCCUCUAUUCUCUGCCUGGAUAAAGAUCACAAUUUCUUAAACGUUUACUGUUUCUUUCCUAAUAGAACCACAUCCCUUAUUCUUCCUGGCAUCAUUAAGGCAGCCGCUCACAUAUUGUACGAAACUGAAGUAGAAGUGUCAUUAAUUCCUUCCUGCUUUCCCAAUGAUUGCAGUGAAUUUGGUAACCAACCCUAUUUGUUAUACUCUGUUCAUGUCAAAAGCACCAAACCAUCCUUGUCUCCAGGCAAACCUCAGUCCUCCCUGGUAAUUCCUGCAUCACUGUUCUGUAAGACCUUUCCAUUCCAUUUCAUGUUUGACAAAGAUAUGACAAUUCUACAAUUUGGCAAUGGUAUUAGAAGGCUAAUGAGCAGGAGAGAUUUUCAAGUAAAGCCUAAUUUUGAAGAAUACUUUGAAAUCCUUACUCCAAAAAUCAACCAAACAUUUAGUGGGAUCAUGACUAUGUUGAAUAUGCAAUUUGUUGUACGAGUGAGGAGGUGGGACAACUCUAUGAAGAAGUCAUCAAGGGUUAUGGACCUCAAAGGCCAAAUGAUCUACAUUAUUGAAUCCAGUGCGAUCUUGUUCUUGGGGUCACCCUGUGUGGACAGAUUAGAAGACUUCACAGGACGAGGGCUGUAUCUUUCUGACAUCCCAAUUCAUAAUGCACUGAGAGAUGUGGUCUUGAUAGGUGAACAAGCCCGAGCUCAGGAUGGCCUGAAGAAGAGACUGGGGAAACUCAAGGCCACCCUUGAGCAAGCCCAUCAAGCACUGGAGGAAGAGAAGAAAAAGACGGUAGAUCUUCUGUGCUCUAUAUUUCCCAGUGAAGUUGCUCAGCAGCUAUGGCAAGGACAAGUUGUACAAGCCAAGAAGUUCAAUAAUGUCACCAUGCUUUUCUCGGACAUCGUUGGAUUCACUGCCAUCUGCUCCCAGUGCUCACCACUGCAGGUCAUCACCAUGCUCAACGAGCUCUACACACGCUUUGACCAGCAGUGCGGAGAGCUGGAUGUCUACAAGGUGGAGACCAUAGGUGAUGCAUAUUGUGUAGCUGGAGGAUUACACAAAGAAAGUGACACACAUGCUGUUCAGAUAGCACUGAUGGCUCUGAAGAUGAUGGAGCUCUCUGAUGAAGUCAUGUCUCCCCAUGGAGAACCUAUCAAGAUGAGAAUUGGACUGCAUUCCGGAUCAGUUUUUGCCGGAGUUGUUGGAGUUAAAAUGCCCCGCUACUGUCUCUUUGGAAACAAUGUCACUUUGGCUAAUAAAUUUGAGUCCUGCAGUGUCCCACGGAAAAUCAAUGUCAGUCCAACUACUUACAGAUUACUCAAAGACUAUCCUGGUUUUGUGUUUACCCCUCGCUCAAGGGAGGAGCUUCCUCAAAACUUCCCCAUUGAAAUUCCUGGAAUCUGUCAUUUUCUUGAUGCGUAUCUACAAGGAACAAAUUCAAAACCAUGGUUCCAAAAGAGAGAUGUUGAGGAUGGCAAUGCUAACUUUUUAGGCAAAGCAUCAGGAAUAGAUUAAUGAAAUGUAUACCUGAUAGUAAGUCCUGGGCGUUUGACUCUUUUGAGGAUGUCUGGAAACUUGGAAAGCACUUUGACAUUGCAGAUGGCUAAAAAGCAGUACCAAAUGAUCGAGAACUUAAGUCAUGAUCUAUGUUUUCUCCCACUUUAAUAUGACAAAAAAAUGUAUUCACUCAGUAUUUUAUCUCUGCUGUUAAAAACAACAAAAAUGUCUCAACAAUUUACUCUUUGAGGCAAAUUCUGUUAUAUAACAAUCACUACCUGUACUCAGAAUUGAACACGCUGUACAUAUAUCUGGUCAUUGUAGUGAACUAUAAGAAGUAAUGGAGUUGCUUGCAGUCUUGUGCCCUGGUGGAAUGCCAUGGUUACUAAAAUAUGCUUGUGAUAGUGU